This is a messenger RNA of Heterocephalus glaber (naked mole-rat), 3287 nucleotides long. The record is from RefSeq and is a predicted model, not a curated record. Lineage: Eukaryota; Metazoa; Chordata; Mammalia; Rodentia; Bathyergidae.
CCACCGUCCUCCCCUCAUUCCCAAGGCCUGGGGCGCGUGCAGAGCGCGCGAGAACCGGAGCGGGGUCGGCCCCCCGAGGCGCGCCGGCCGGCCGGCCGGCCGGCUGCGGGUCCAGGGCGCCGGGGUCCUGCGCCAUGGGAGCGUGCUGGAGCCGGAAGAGAACGUGGCGCCAACCUGGGCACGAGCACUUGUUGUAACAAUUACAGCAUCACCUCAUAUAAGGCGCACUGUGUCCCAGGCAUGGUACUGGUUUACAUUGUGUAUUUAAUUUUCAUAACAGCCCCAGGAAAUAUAUACUAUAGUUAUUCCUAUUUUACAGAUGAGGAAACUGAGGCACAGAGAGGCGGUCAUUUGCCCCAGGCCACACAGCUGGAGCAGCAGCCGAGCUGGACAGAUGACUUGCCCCUCUGCCACCUCUCUGGGGUUGGCUCAGCCUCCAACCGCAGCUACUCUGCUGAUGGCAAGAGCACCGAGAGCCACCCUCCAGAGGACAGCUGGCUUAAGUUCAGGAGUGAGAACAAUUGUUUCCUCUAUGGGGUCUUCAACGGCUAUGAUGGCAACCGAGUGACCAACUUCGUGGCCCAGCGGUUGUCCGCAGAGCUCCUGCUGGGCCAGCUCAAUGCUGAGCACACAGAGGCUGACGUACGGCGGGUCCUGCUGCAGGCUUUCGAUGUGGUGGAGAGGAGCUUCCUGGAAUCCAUUGAUGAUGCCUUGGCUGAGAAAGCUAGCCUACAGUCUCAGCUGCCCGAGGGUGUCCCCCAGCACCAGCUGCCUCCACAGUAUCAGAAGAUCCUGGAGAGACUCAAGGUGCUGGAGAGGGAGAUCUCAGGAGGGGCUAUGGCUGUUGUGGCGGUCCUUCUCAACAACAAGCUCUACGUUGCCAAUGUCGGUACAAACCGAGCACUUCUCUGCAAGUCUACAGUGGACGGGUUGCAGGUGACCCAGCUGAACAUGGACCACACCACCGAGAAUGAGGAUGAGCUCUUCCGCCUGUCACAGCUGGGUUUGGACACAGGAAAAAUCAAGCAGGUGGGGAUCAUCUGUGGGCAGGAGAGCACUCGGCGCAUCGGGGACUACAAGGUCAAAUAUGGCUACACCGACAUUGACCUGCUCAGUGCCGCCAAGUCCAAGCCGAUUAUUGCGGAGCCAGAAAUUCAUGGUGCACAGCCUCUGGACGGGGUGACUGGCUUCCUGGUGCUAAUGUCCGAGGGGCUGUACAAGGCCCUGGAGGCUGCCCACGGGCCGGGCCAGGCCAACCAGGAGAUUGCCGCGAUGAUUGACACUGAGUUUGCCAAGCAGACCUCCAUGGAUGCGGUGGCCCAGGCCGUGGUGGACCGGGUGAAGCGCAUCCACGGUGACACCUUUGCCAGUGGUGGGGAGCGUGCCAAGUUCUGCCUACGGCACGAGGACAUGACCCUGCUGGUGCGGAACUUUGGCUACCCACUGGGUGAAAUGAGCCAGCCCACUCCCAGCCCAGCCUCAGCUGCCGGGGGCCGUGUGUACCCCGUGUCCGUGCCCUACUCAAGCACCCAGAGCACCAGCAAGACCAGUGUGACCCUCUCCCUCGUCAUGCCUUCCCAGGGCCAGAUGGUCAACGGCGCCCACAGUGCUUCCACCCUGGAUGAAGCCACCCCCACGCUCACCAACCAGAGCCCCACGCUGACCCUACAGUCCACCAAUACGCACACGCAGAGCAGCAGCUCCAGCUCAGACGGGGGCCUCUUCCGCGCCCGGCCAGCCCACUCACUCCCACCAGGCGAGGAUGGCCGCGUCGAGCCCUACGUCGACUUCGCAGAGUUCUACCGCCUCUGGAGCGUGGACCACGGCGAGCAGAGUGUGAUGACAGCUCCGUAGCCUCGGGGAGGGAGUGCAGCCCGAGCAGGACCUUGUGCAGGGGCAGGCCCGGUGGCCAGGGCAGGAUGGGCUCACUCCCCUGACCUCUGCUUGUGCUGUGGAGCUGGUGGGCCUGUUGUCCACAGUUGGCCACUGCACAGGAGGGAAGGCCAUCCCUGAUGGACUCAGGCAGGACCCUCAUCAUUCCUCAGAUCAGGGCCCAGUCGUGGAAGCCGGGCUGGCCUGCCAGCCAUGUGCAGCAGAGUGGAAGAGGCCAACCUGGGGACCCAAGUGUCACAAGCCCAAUGGACACUGCUCUCUCAAGGCUGCCCCUGCCUGCUGUCAUCUCCCCUGAAGUGGCCUGUAACGCCUCACCUCCGUCGGUGUAAUGCCAUCACCUCCAGCCUCUCUGUCCCACAAUCCUGGCUUCACAGUGAACCCAGGUGGGGCCUGUACCUGUCCAGGAGGCCAGGGAGUGAGAUGGCCCCUGGGAUGGCCACAGAUGAACAGAUCAGGUGGAAAGGACAAGACAAAACUGGCCUGAGAAGCACUGGUCCUGGAACUGGUCUGAGAAGCUUGUGUGACCAACCUGCCAUUGGGGCUGCUUCUGCUAGGCUCUGCUGGGAAAUGGGAGGCCCAGGGCUGGUGAGCCAGCUCCUGUCUUGCUUCCCUGUUGGUGCUGGGCAGGCCACAGUGGGAGUGGCACAGUGCGAGGCCUUUGCACCGAUGUGGCCCUAACCCGGCUCCGGGUGGCAGUCAGUGCUUGUCAGGUGGGUGCUCAACUGAAAGAGGGAAGAGGCUUCUGGAGCGAGGCUGCCCUUCAGGAUAUGCAUCAUGUUUACAAAGGCGAGGAUUGGGCUGGCCAGGCCCUGAGUGGACAUUUCACAUGUCCUCUCCCCUCAGUGUGGAGGGGCCAUCAGGGCCACUGACAGUUUUGCUGUUCCCAUUUUCAGAGGAAGAAGACCCAGGAAACUUGCUCCUUGCUCAGGUCUUGCCAUGUUGCCAAGAUGCUCCAAACCCACGGCCUUUUGUCAGUACUGGUGGCUGCUGGGUUCUGCCACUCCCACCCCAGCCUCCCUGUCCUACUCUGUCUAGCUGAAGUGGGCCAGGCACCAGCCUCCAUCAGGCCUCCCCUGUGCCGCCUCUCUGUGGGGUCAGAGGCCCCUGCUCACCCCGAGGUUUUGGAAUCUACUUGCCCUGCCGCAGAGCCGGACCUAGUGUGGUUCCAGGGAGAGGCUGGGUUUCCUGACAAAGUCACAGCAUGAGCAACGGGAAAGCAGAUCCCGUACUGGGCCCCAGAUGCCCUCCACUGUGAAGCCACCCUUGUCUUGCUGCCAAGGCUCAAGAACAGAGGGGAUUCUCUCCCAGGAAUGGCUCCAAUGCUAUUUGGUCUCUAAAAUAGAAUCAUGUUUUUAAUGCAGUAAAGUCAUACGUGGUCGUGUUAUGCCUUGUAA